GGCCUAUUAAUAUCUUUAGCCCAUCAAAAACCCUAAAUUGUAACAUAUUAUUAGUAGUAGUUUCUUCUCGAGGUUUUAUUUACAAGGCAAAGGCAGAGCAGCAACAAUGGGUAUCGAUUUGAUAGCCGGAGGUAAGAGCAAGAAGACGAAGCGUACUGCACCUAAAUCCGACGAUGUCUAUCUCAAGCUCCUUGUUAAGGCGUACCGAUUGCUGGUGAGGAGAACAGAAAGCAAGUUCAAUGCCGUGAUCUUGAAGCGUUUGUUCAUGAGCAAUGUGAACAAAGCGCCAUUGUCUCUCUCUCGUCUUAUCCGAUACCUGGAUGGGAAGGAUGGAAAGAUUGCUGUUCUUGUUGGUACUGUGACUGAUGAUGUUAGAGUCGACGAUGUUCCCGCUCUUAAAGUUACUGCAUUGAGGUUCACUGAGAGUGCUAGAGCUAGGAUCCACAAGGCUGGUGGAGAGUGCCUCACUUUUGAUCAGCUCGCUCUCCGUGCUCCACUUGGUCAGAAUACGGUUCUACUUAGAGGUCCUAAGAACGCACGUGAAGCAGUGAAGCACUUUGGACCAGCUCCUGGUGUGCCACACAGCCACACCAAACCUUAUGUACGUUCCACUGGUAAAAAUUUUGAGAAAGCAAGAGGAAGAAGAAAGAGCAGAGGUUUCAAGGUCUAAGCUUAGCUACCAAACUUCAAGGUCUAAGAGCUACAUCAUAACUUCCUUCGAGAGUUAUUAUGGUCAGUCUAUAUAUUAUACUUUGACAUUGCUACAAUGAGAUAUAUGAGACUUAGUUGGAGAAAUCUUUCUUUCUUAGCUCUGCUUUUUAUCCUUAUAGUAUUUGAUUAUAUUAGUACAUCAUAAAUGGAAACUUGGAUU
Messenger RNA from Arabidopsis arenosa, 871 nucleotides. The record is from the annotation of a GenBank genome assembly. Lineage: Eukaryota; Viridiplantae; Streptophyta; Magnoliopsida; Brassicales; Brassicaceae.